Messenger RNA from Penicillium alfredii, 552 nucleotides. RefSeq lists its product as uncharacterized. Bases 1 to 552 code for a protein of 183 amino acids. The record is from RefSeq and is a predicted model, not a curated record. The transcript has a single exon. Lineage: Eukaryota; Fungi; Ascomycota; Eurotiomycetes; Eurotiales; Aspergillaceae.
AUGCUCGAGGGCGCAGCAGGAAACAUUAACUUCGGCGCCCAGAUGAUACGGUUUCUUUGGGACUACUCCCCCAACCUUGUGCCGACGCCGCAGAUGCUUGUCAACGCUGUUUGUACAAGUCUGAAUGACGAAGAAAGGAUAUCGUGCUUCCUAUUGACCAAGAGAACUGGUCGGCUCACUCUGUAUCGGGCUCUGGCGGAUGCUCUCAUGGGCAAGAAAAACGGCUCUGCGAUAUUUGGUCGCGUCUUGUACUCGAGUAUUCCGCUGGAGUUAACUGAAGAGGAUGUCUUGGUUGCGUUUGAGAAGUGGCAAGGAGUUUUGUUGAAGCGGAUGCUGGAGAUAGAAGAGGGUGUUCGGCCGUCCCAGGAUAUGCUUGUCACGGCCAUCGAGCAUCGGAAUAUCACGGCUUUGGAGGUCUUGCUUCCUGAGCCAGGAUUUCAUGAAUUGGUUUCGGAUGAACUACUGGCCAAGGUCACAGACAGUCAGCAUCAGGAGAUGAUCGAGAUAUUCCAGGGACAGGGAUUUACUGUUGCAGCCGAUGGGGCAAGUUAA